Cetraspora pellucida is the source of this 1152-nucleotide messenger RNA. Lineage: Eukaryota; Fungi; Glomeromycota; Glomeromycetes; Diversisporales; Gigasporaceae. The record is from the annotation of a GenBank genome assembly.
AUGGAAUUAAUUUUAAAUGAUAUUUCUUAUUCUGAGACUAUAAAUAUGAAGGAUCUAAAUAUCUUUGAAUCUAUUAUUAAAAAAGCAUUACCUUCUAAUUAUAAAUAUUUCAUAGAAAGCUUUGAACAAAUUUCAUCACACAGCUUUUUGGAUGCCUAUGAAACGCCUUUUAAGGCCAGCUGUCGUAUAAACAUUCUAACAAUUGAAGAAUCUGAAGCAUGGCUUCAGAAAUUCAUGGACAUGCAUAAAAUAACAAUGAGGGAAACCCAUGGACGUACUAUUAAAGAAAUACACUAUAUCCUAUCCAAAUGGUUUCACUGUAUCCAUAGCCACAUUGUUAAAUUAAAGCAAGGAAUAAAAAACAAUGGCGAAACCAAUAUGAAAAAUACACAGGAGCAAAAUACCAAUUGUCCGGCAACAUUGAGUAUUCAAUUACUCAAAAGAUCUGAUCCUUACCCGUGCAUUGUUUCUUUACACUUUGAUCAUAAUCAUCCUCUUAAGUCUAGCCAUGUCAUGAGUUUUCGUCCAUUAUCUAAUGAAACAAAAAAUAAAAUCAUUAAACUUUUUGAAACAGGUCAUAAUCCCAGUAGUGCAUAUCAUACGUAUUGGGAACAAUUGCAAUUAAACUGUGAAAAUGAUGAAGAAGUUUUAGCCGAUAGAUCAACAGCACCACGUAAAAGUGAUAUUUUUUAUCUCUAUAAAAAACAUUGUAAGCAGCACGUAGGUGCUCAAAACGGAAAGGAAAUGUUUGACCGAUUAGUGAAAGAAGUUUCUGAAUUUAAUGAUAACCAUAAAGAAAAAGCGUGGUUGCAAUCAUAUAUUGCACCAGAAAAGGAAGAUCCUGGACAGCCACUUAUUCUUGUUAUCUUAACAAACCUUAUGAUAUGUUGUUAUGAAUUACAGGAGGCAGGUGAAUUAGUAUACAUGGACACAACUGCUGGGUUAGAUAUACUUAAUACUCCCUUAAUAAUUCUUUCAACAAGCACACCUGUUGGUGGUCUGCCUCUCGCUGUAAUCCUUACUUCAGAUGAAUCAACAAAUACUUUUACUAAAGCGCUAGAUAUAUUAAACCACAUGAUACUAUCAAUAGCAUUUGGUAAACACGGUAGUAUUGUUGGACCACAGCUUCAUACUCCAUCUGUUAAGAUGUAA